This is a messenger RNA of Eurytemora carolleeae, 889 nucleotides long. RefSeq lists its product as uncharacterized. The transcript is spliced from 6 exons. Lineage: Eukaryota; Metazoa; Arthropoda; Copepoda; Calanoida; Temoridae. The record is from RefSeq and is a predicted model, not a curated record. The coding region runs from base 162 to 806 and encodes 214 amino acids.
GUCAUCUAAACAGCUGAUCACUGAUGUACUGCCUUGUUGCUUACUACUUAGAUACUUCAGUAGUCUGUAGUUCCACCAGUAAAAUAUGCUACUACUCAUGUAGCAGAAGUGGAAGAAAAUAACAAAUCAAGAUAGUAAAAAAUGUGAUUCUCAGAUUUUAGAUGGAAUACAGAGAUAACAGCCCAAGUAUCAGCAGGUCUUCUACUUGCUGCUCUGCUCCACACGGACAGAGAAUGGUAAGUGAGAGAAAGGGAUGCUGUCAGAUGAUCACUAGUCCAGAAGGAAGAAUAUCUUUAAUAGGAACAUCUUUAGCUUUUAUCCAUUGUGCAGGUAUAGUAGUAUCCUUGUACUACCUGAUCACUAACUACCUGAAUGAUGACCCAUCAGCUGCUGAUGACCCGAUCUCACAUAUUUGUACAGAUGCUCUUCUCUGCAUUCUCUUUAGGUUUGGUCCAAAUAAGGAGCAUACAGGACAAACAAGCACAGCCUUGGCCGGUCAGCUGCUGUUUAGUCUCACAGCUCUCACAGUCAACUUGUUCCUGGUGGGAGGUGCUCUAGGAAACCGUCCCUUAGCACUUUUAUCCUGGUUAAUCUUCUACUUUUUCAAUAUUCUUGGAUGCUUCGUGCUCUCAGGGAUACUUGGAGCUACAGUAGUUCAUAGAAAUAAGUAUUAUGGAGAUAUCGAGUUAGAUGAGUUGGCCUGGAUUCUGGUUCCUCUGCUCCUCUCCAUUUUAUACCUUAUCUCUUGGAUCAUUGUUUUCAUGUUCUUUAGAAAACUUAGAAGAGAACAGCUUACUCUAUCCUAGAAAUAUCCUAGAUCAUUGUUUAUAUGUUCUUUAGAAAACUUAGAAGAGAACAGCUUACUCUAUCCUAGAAAUAUCCUAGAUCA